Trichomonas vaginalis G3 is the source of this 939-nucleotide messenger RNA. Its product is annotated as intracellular sterol transport. The transcript has a single exon. Lineage: Eukaryota; Parabasalia; Trichomonadida; Trichomonadidae. Gene Ontology annotation, molecular function: calcium ion binding. The record is from RefSeq and is a predicted model, not a curated record. Bases 1 to 939 code for a protein of 312 amino acids.
AUGAAUUUGAAUUUACGUGCUAUCGAAGCCAAAGAUAUGCCAAAGGAAGACUUAUUUGGUAAGUGUGAUCCAUUUAUUGAAAUAUUUAUUGACUCUAAGCAAGUUGAAAAAACAAAAGUCAUUAAAAAAACUUAUAAUCCAAAAUGGGAUGAAACAUUUUACAUUCCUCUUUACCAUUCUGGUAGUACAAUUGAAUUUCGCUUUUCAGAUUAUGAUACAAUGUCAUCAAAUGACAAAUUUGGCUACAUAACGUUUAAUCUUGACACAAUACCAAUUGGUAAAGUCAUUGAUGAAUGGUAUCCGUUGACACCUUAUAAGAAAAAUAAGAAAGUUGGUGAGGCUCACUUUGUAAUUCAGAUUGCCCCAGAAAAACAUACACCAUUUACACCAUACGAUGGCCCAGCAGAAUGGACACGCCAGCCACCAGCACAGUUCCCAUCUCCAUACGUUCCACAAGGUGGUGCAACAGUACCAUGUCCACCUUCAGCCGGAAUGUCUCUUUUCCCAGCUGACGCAAAGCCAGGCGAAUUGAUCUGUUCAGUAACAACACUUGGACAGCCUAAAUUCUUAAGAGGUGAAGAAGCAAUGCAGCACUUGAGAAACAUAUCUGGAGGCAAUCCAGCAAUGCUUGAAAUGCUUGUUAGAACUUAUACUGUUCCAGCAAAUUAUGGUCAAGGAACAGCCCUUCCCCAAGCAAAUCCACAAGUUCCAUAUAAUGAUCAAGCUGCGGCAGUUUCUCCUCAAGCUGGAAUUUCACUUUUCCCAGCCGAUGCUAAACCAGGAGAAGUCAUUGUCACAGCAACAUCUCUUGGAAAACCACAGUUCUUGAGAGGCGAAGAAGCACUGGAACAAUUGAGGAAAAUGUCCCGUGGUAACCAAGCUAUGUAUGAUAUGCUGGUUAAAAACUUCACAGUUCCAGCAAAUUAUGUUCCACAAUAA